Juglans microcarpa x Juglans regia is the source of this 2346-nucleotide messenger RNA. RefSeq lists its product as uncharacterized. The record is from RefSeq and is a predicted model, not a curated record. Lineage: Eukaryota; Viridiplantae; Streptophyta; Magnoliopsida; Fagales; Juglandaceae. The coding region runs from base 1 to 1971 and encodes 656 amino acids. The transcript is spliced from 8 exons.
AUGCUUCUGCCACGUAUUUUUGUCAACUCUCCAGGUCAACAAUUUCAUGUUUUGGAGGCUAAGCCCGGCUGUAAUCCUCCUGUAAUGUCUGGUAUGCAUCAGCAGGGUGCAUUUUCAGUGAGACCACCCAAUCUAUGGACAAAUGUCCCAGUUCAGCAACGUAUUUCCGGUGUAGAACCUCAUAAGGUUCUGUCUAUGGAUCUAUCAACAAAUAGCCUGGAAACUUCAUUGGCACCAUUGGGGCUCAAUGAUCUAAAUUCCCAGAAAGUUGGAUAUGGAACAUCAGAAUUAAGUGCAUCUCCUAGGAAUUCACAAGGUUUUGAACAUGGGGUAGAUCAGCAAGAGAAAGAGAGGUCCCAGCUGCAAAUAUCAUCUGAGAUACUUGAUGCUUCACAGACUGGUAGUUUGCCAAGGAAUAUCUCUCAUGCAAAUGCUUUUGCCUCUGGCUCAUUGUUGUCUCAUUCACACCUGCUGAACCUCGAUAGAGUACAGCACGAGGACAAUGCUCCAACUCCCUCUGAAAGAAAUCUUGGAACCAUUAGCCGUUCUUUGAAACCAUCACAUGUUUUCCAUCCGAAUUACUCCUUACUGCCCCAAGUGCAGACAAUGAAGAAUGCGGAUACCGAGCCAAGUAGGAGAGUUUCGGAUGUUGAACACGUUACUGCUAUGGAUGGACCACAGUUAAUAUAUGAAGAUAAUUCCAGGUCCAGAAACCAAAUGGAUCCCGGACUGAUGUCAGUGUCUCCGCUCAACUCAAUGCUAUCUGGGGAUACCAAAAUGCAAAGUUUCUUGACAGAAGCAAGAGAAGAUUUUGGCAUAAAUGCUUCACCACAGCCUGCUCUCCUAGAUAGACCUUCUCAAGGGAUGGUCAUGUUUAGUCAAAAUGAUCUUCUGAGUCAAUCUACUGCCCGAAAUGUGGCAUCUAAUCAUGCAGGGCAUCCCCAGGUUAAUCUGCGCACAGCACCCUCCUGGUUUAAACAGUACGAGGCUUUCAGAAAUGGGCGAAUGCCAUCAACUAAUGAGGCUGGACAUGCAAAAUAUGCUGCAGGACAGUUCUCACUCAGGAAGCCUCCUCAUAAUUUGAAUGUAUUUUCUUCUGAGGAACAAGUAGAUGCUGCUGAUGCCAGCCAGAGUGGCAGACUUUGGCCAAGCUCAGCAGCCACCUCAGUAGUUAGUGAACCCUUUUCUGCUCCAUAUUCACUUCCUUCAGAUGAUAUCGAACAAUGUAUGGCAGUUACGAGACUAAAGAAACGCAAAACUGCAACAUCCAAUCUUCUACCAUGGUGGAAAGAAGUAACACAAGGCUCUCAGAGGGUUCAAAAUAUCAGUGUUUCAGAACAUGAAUGGGCGCAAGCCACAAAUCGACUGAUUGAGAAGGUGGAGGAUCAGGCUGAAUUGAUCGAAGAUUGGCAAUCGAUGCUUCGACCAAAGAAAAGGCUUAUCUUGACAACACAGAUUAUGCAGCAAUUGCUAUGCCCCGCACCUACAUCCAUUCUCUCUGCAAAGGGUGACUCUCAAUAUGAUGUGCUGGGUUACUUUGUUGCUAAAUUAUCACUAGGAGAUGCAUGCAGCCUGACCUCUUUCACGAGUAAUGGUUUGUUGCACAUACCGCUAAUUAACAAUACCUUGAUUUCAGAGCAGCAGCCCAAAGUGAUUGAAGGUGUUGAUGACCAGUUCCUUUCAAAAGUUGUAGAAGACUUCAGCAAUAGAGCAAAGAAGCUGGAAAAGGACUUAGUUAGAUUGGACAAGGUAGCAUCAAUUUUAGACAUAAGAGUGGACUGCCAGGAGUUGGAAAAGUUUUCCGUCAUUAACCGCUUUGCCAAAUUCCACAUCCGACAAGCAGAUUCCUCUGGAACCUCAUCUUCGUCCAGUGCUGUUGCCCCUGCACCAAAACCCUUUCCCCAGAGAUACGUGGUUGCACAUCCAAUACCUAGGAAUCUACCAGAGGGGGUACAAUGUCUUUCACUGUAAUUAUCAAUUGAAUGAUCCCCUUCCCAGUUGAACCUUCUUUUCAUCUAUGCUAGACAUUCCAUGUCCUGUUCAUAUCCCGCCUAUGAUCGCCUUCUUCAAAAUCUAUGAUGGCACCAUGAAAGAAGAGGGUUUAUUGAUGGAAUGCAAAGCAAGUCAACCUCGUAACAAAGGCUGCUUGUUCAAUCUUGAACUGAGGUUGAUUGUUGUCAUUUUUGAGAAAGUACAUAUUAUUUCUUGUAUAUUUUGAUGAAUUUCCAAGAACAAUAGGUAGUGCCCUAACUAAUCUUGCCUAACUAAUCUUUUCAUAUAGCAAGAGAAUAGUUGUUCUGGAUGUUCCUCUAGUUGUUACAUAUAUAUAUGCAUAAUUUAUAGGUA